This is a messenger RNA of Tilletiaria anomala UBC 951, 2595 nucleotides long. RefSeq lists its product as uncharacterized. Lineage: Eukaryota; Fungi; Basidiomycota; Exobasidiomycetes; Georgefischeriales; Tilletiariaceae. The transcript has 2 exons. The record is from RefSeq and is a predicted model, not a curated record. The coding region runs from base 230 to 2500 and encodes 756 amino acids.
CACGGGUCUGUCAGAUGAGUGCGUCAGGGAACCAGCGCAUCAAGCUUGAUGAUAGCGGAGACGACAGGCGCAGCACGUAGUGUCCGCGCGACGCGGUCCUGCCGCUAGCUGCUGACGAGAGCUGGAAGGCACUUCACACAAUUGAACGUCUGCAGCCUCUCGAGGCGCGAGGCACGCUUGGAGAGGUGAUUGAUCAUUGGCCUUGUUUCGGUUGAGACAGCGAUGCAUCAUGGCGUCAGUUACCCAGCACAAGCGCAAGGUGACAGCACGCGUAGACCUGGAUGCUCUUGCCUCGGCACAUCCUUCUUCGCCUCUGGGCCAGCGACCAUUACACUCGAUCGGCGGUCCCACCAAUAGCACGACUGCAGCACGAACCAUACCCACAGGUGGUGGCUCGAACGCGAGCUCCGGUUCCUCCAGCGUCGUAUCUCCUCCUUAUAGCAGCAAGGUUUCAAUUGCCGGACGUCCUGUAUCUACAACGACACGAACCGGAGCAGGAACACCAAGAGCCAAGAUCGAUCCUUCGCUCUUUGCUGACGACCAUCAUGCCACGGUCACGGCCUCGGGAUCACCAGCAUUGCGGCUGGCAAGUAGCGCUGGAGUGCCUUCUUCGGCGCCUUCGGCUACAUUCGGUAGCUUCAGCUCGCCUCAUACACCGCGGAUAAAUGGCAAUAUUGCUGCAACUUCUGGUAACAGCUCAGGUCCUUCUCGAGUCACUGCCGAGCCGAGCAACUUGGGAUCGCCUUGUGAAAAUGGCCAGGUCCCACCGGGAGUCACUAUGCGCAAGGUGCAUUCGGCCAAGGCACGCGCGCAGAGUAUUGAUUGGACAACUUCCGGCACAAGCUCACCAUCAAUGAGCGGGCAUAUGGGCGGGAGUGCUUCACAGAGAUCAUCCGUGUCUUCGAACACCAGUGAUGCGAGUACUAGCACGAGCGUCACAUCCAGUGGGGAUAGGUCGCCAGCCAAGCAGGCGGCUACAAUGGUUCGAGCUGCCCUCACGACCGUUAUCCUGAGCGGGCAUAAUGCGGGGACUUCAUCGGGCAAUUCGACGCCGACCCCGCUCAACAGGACGUUACACGUAGGGGUAGCAACGAAAAUGCGACGGGCAAACACCAGUGCAGCGAGCAGCACGCCGUCUGCAGCCAGUGCCAUGCUCUCGUCACCAGGUGGAGGCCCUGCAGCAACUCUUGCAACGCCAUUCGAAAGCCCAAGUGGUUUCCAUGCUGACGGAGGCAGCGUGCAUAGCCGCGCCGGCUCUGGCGCGAACGUGAGCCAGAAUAGCAGCACGAGCGCUUCAGCGGGGACUUCGAGGCCGGCGAGUCCCACGAAGGGGAUGUCUAUCACAGAAGCGUAUCGCAUGCGCAAAGAGGCGGCAUCAUCAAAUCUGCUUGCUGGCGAGGGCUCGGGGCCGAGAGCGCGACUGCGGCCAUUGCCUCAUCAAGUGGGACCCUCACAUAUCAAUCUUGCACCAGACGACACUCGCUCACCGCCGAAUGGCGGAUCCAUGCCGUCAGGCCUAGCUUCGCCACUCAACACAGUGUCGCCCGGUGCACCGCGAUGGUCGGGGUCCGAUGCUUCUGGCCUGCUCAGCCCCACAUCCGAGGUAUCAUCUACCGGUGGCUUUAAGGUCCUAUCGCCAGAAGAGGUGGCUGAUCGGAGUGAGGCGAAGAAGGCGCGCAAGAUGCUGGAUUUGGAAAUAACCAACAAGAGCUUGCUUGCGAUCAAUGCGGGCCUGGAAGUGACCAAACUCAAGCAGGCAAAGGAGAUAAGGGAGCUCAAACGGCGAAUACGCGAAGGGCGUGCUUCUAUCGCGCCAGGGGAUAUGGGCUCUCUGGCCAGCGGUGGGUUUGAGGAGGACGAAGAGGAGGAGGAGGAGGAAGGCGACAGUGAUGCCGACGAGGCCAUCAUCCCACGCGAGGAUCCUGAGCUCGAAGCGAUGCACACGCGCUGCAAGGGACUCAUCGAUCGCAUGCUCAUGCAAGCGCGCAACGCCAUCCACUAUCGUUUUGAGCCAGCAAAGGAAGGCGUCGGCGGCAAGGUGCUACAUCCGAUUGAGGUGGAGGAGAUGCGGGAAGAGCAGGCCGAGGCGGGCGUCACACCCGACGACUCUAUAGCGCUCACCAGUUCGGAACGCAGCAUAUACAUGGGCAGUGGGGAGCCGCAACGUUCUGAUUCGAUCCCAGCGAUCCUCGAGGACGAACGGGCAUCCUCAUCAACACCAACGAGUGUCGACGCUACCCCGACAUUGGCAGCAACAGCAGCAGCAGCAGUAGCAGAUGCAAACAAAGACGCAUUUGCUAGGACUGAGGAUCUCGCCUUUCUCGAGCAGCCGACGCCUGAUGUAGAAUCAGACGCAGAGACAGAGACGGGCGCGACGAUCAGCGAGCCCAUUAAUCCUUCCCAUAUUAAUGAUGCCGCUCUUCCAAUUGGCCUCAAAGCUGGCAAAGGCAGUCAGAGCAGGAUACCCUCCACGGCGACAGUGGACAUUUCCAUAGACUAGCCUCUCUGCUCCGCGUUGUCCGCGAGCGAAUGAGCGAGAGUUCAUCAGAAUUGUAACAGUCAAGGACGAGAUCCGCGCAACUUAUUUAAUUUUCA